Messenger RNA from Rhizopus microsporus ATCC 52813, 1337 nucleotides. RefSeq lists its product as uncharacterized. Gene Ontology annotation, biological process: regulation of DNA-templated transcription. The record is from RefSeq and is a predicted model, not a curated record. Bases 207 to 1337 code for a protein of 376 amino acids. The transcript has 7 exons. Lineage: Eukaryota; Fungi; Mucoromycota; Mucoromycetes; Mucorales; Rhizopodaceae. Gene Ontology annotation, molecular function: histone acetyltransferase activity.
GAGAAAGUGAAGAUCAAGCAAGAAAGGACCUUUCCAAGGUAGUUGAAGCUAUUGGCACUGAACUCAUGGAAUAUGAAAAGAAUGGUUUACUUAAAAAGAAAGAUUAAGUCCGCAGUGAAAUUUUCUCUCCUUCCCCCGCCUUUCUUUCUCUGUCUCAAAUGUGAAUAAAUAUUUUUCUUUUUUCUUUUUAAUAAACAAAAAAGCAGAUGACGAAUGAAAGAAAGAGAUCACCAAUAGAAAGUGAUGAACCCAGCAAGCGAGUGAAGACGCUUAUGGGACAUGAUCAUAUUAGUAGUAGUAGCAGCAAUAGUAAUAGUAAUAGUAGUAGUCAUCGUAUUAGUAUUAGUAGUAGUCAUAGUAGUCAUAAUAGAGUAAACCAACAAGAAGAAGAGCCCUUUAAUAAUGAUAAUAAUAAUAAUGAAACUACCGGCAACAGUUGUAGUAACCAUGACGAUGCCAAAACACGUAGAGAGACAUCACCACCUCAGAUCAUAGAUACACCAGAGCCUAAUGUAAAUAAGCUCGUCUAUGGGAAAUAUGAAAUCGAUGCUUGGUAUUAUUCACCUUACCCAACUGAAUUUGGAUCAAAGAUUGAUAGACUUUAUGUUUGUGAAUAUUGUUUACGAUACAUGAAUAAAGAGGCACAGUUAGAGAGUCAUAAAGCAAUAUGUAAAGAGAAAAAACCACCAGGAAGAAUGGUUUAUGCAAAUGGAAAGAUUAAAGUAUAUGAAGUGGAUGGACAAGAACACAAGCUUUACUGUCAAAGCUUGUGCCUGUUGGCCAAACUCUUCUUGGAUAACAAGACACUUUAUUAUGAUGUCGAAGGAUUCAAGUUUUAUGUGUUGGCAGAACAAAAUAGUAAAUUUAAAAGCUACGAAGAAUUGAUUGGAUUCUUUUCAAAGGAGAAACUAUCCUACGAUAACUAUAAUCUUGCCUGUAUAAUGACACUACCAUCACACCAAAGAAAGGGAUUUGGGACACUAUUAAUAGAACUAAGCUAUGAAUUAUCAAAGCAUGAAGGAAAAGUAGGCUCACCUGAGAAGCCUCUUUCAUAUUUAGGUGCUCUCGGUUAUCAAUCUUACUGGGCCUCUGCUAUCUUGGCUACACUUUUACAUUUCCGUGGUGAUGUGACUAUUGAACAAAUAUCAAAAGAGACCUGCAUACAUGAACAAGAUGUAAUUGAUACUCUAUCAAGAUUGGAUUUACUAAGAUUUAGAAAGAAGGAUCAAGACAGAGAUCAUAUUUGCAUUACUGAAAAUAUGUUGAAUGAAACGAUCAACACAAGGAAUAUAAAAAUUGCUCGUAAAAUAGACCCGUCAUUGAUCCGUUGGAAAUAA